UCGGUAAUCUGCAUUCAGGUUUCAAGUUCUGGUUCAGCUGAGUGUUCUUGGAUUUUUUCAGAUAAGAGAAAAAUGGCAGCUGCUUUGAAACUUAUGUGUGUUAUGGGAUUGAUUGUGCUCAUCAGCAUUUUGGAGAUAGGAAAUGUUGAUGGAGCAGGGGAAUGUGGAAAAUCAUCACCUGAUAAUGAGGCACUGAAGCUAGCCCCGUGUGCCGAAGCCGCACAAGACGCGAAAGCUCCGGUUUCAGCCGCUUGCUGCUCCCAGGUGAAGAACAUGGGCCAAAACCCAAGCUGUCUCUGCGCCAUUUUGCUAUCCAACACCGCUAAAGCAUCCGGUAUUAAGCUCGAGAAUGCCAUAACCAUCCCUAAACGCUGCAACUUCGCCAACCGUCCCGUUGGUUACAAGUGCGGACCUUAUACACUUCCUUGAAGUGGAAAUCUGGGAAACUGAUGCUGGAGCUCACUUGUACUACUGAAUAUGUAGCUUAAGCUUACCUUUGUAUGAAUAAAAAGCUUAAAGCCAUGUUCAUAUUAUUAUAUCCAAUAUUGAAUAAAAUAGUUCAUCGUCCA
Molecule: messenger RNA, 569 nt
Organism: Hibiscus syriacus
Lineage: Eukaryota; Viridiplantae; Streptophyta; Magnoliopsida; Malvales; Malvaceae
Exons: 2
Coding region: 73-429 (118 amino acids)
Biological process (GO): systemic acquired resistance
Molecular function (GO): fatty acid binding
Source: RefSeq, a predicted model, not a curated record